This is a messenger RNA of Penicillium cosmopolitanum, 1383 nucleotides long. RefSeq lists its product as uncharacterized. Lineage: Eukaryota; Fungi; Ascomycota; Eurotiomycetes; Eurotiales; Aspergillaceae. The record is from RefSeq and is a predicted model, not a curated record. The transcript has 2 exons. The coding region runs from base 1 to 1383 and encodes 460 amino acids.
AUGCGUUUCCGCGUUGUGCUGCUCUCCUUAUAUAACGGCAUAUCCCUUGCUAGGCUUACCAACCGCGCAUCCGAGACUGCGACCGUGACUUUGCCAUCGGUGACAAUACUCGGCACCGUGAAAGAUAAUGUCGAAAGUUUCAACGGAAUCCCGUACGCAGAGCCACCGACUGGACCACGAAGACUUAAACCGCCUCAACGCCUGAACAGAUCACUUGGCGUAUUCGAUGCGACCGGGGCUGCGGCAGCCUGUCCACAACUAAUCCCUUCGACGGAUAGCAAGGAUUUCCUACAAAACAUCCUUGGUACAAUCGCAAACAUUCCCUUUGUGAAUAAUGCGACCGGUCAGUCGGAGGAUUGCUUGACCAUUACGGUGACGCGCCCUGCGGGCACCGCUACAGACGCGAAGCUCCCGGUUCUUUUCUGGAUCUAUGGUGGUGGAUUCGAGCUUGGAUGGUCGUCAUCGUACGAUGGAACUAGUCUUGUCAACUAUGGUGUCAAGAUCAACAAGCCAUUUAUUUUCGUCGCAGUUAAUUACAGAGUUAACGGAUUCGGGUUCCUAGCUGGAAAGGAAAUUCUAAAGGAUGGUGCUGCCAACCUAGGCUUACUUGAUCAACGCAUGGGGUUGGAAUGGGUUGCUGACAAUGUUGAGAGGUUCGGAGGUGAUCCGGACAAAGUGACAAUAUCCGGCGAGUCUGCAGGGUCUAUCUCUGUGGUGGAUCAGAUGGUUCUCUAUGGCGGAGAUCACACCUAUAAAGGGAAGACUCUUUUCCGAGGUGGAAUCAUGGACUCUGGAAGUAUCACGCCUGCGGAAUCCGUCGAUAGUGAACGAGCUCAGGCUGUUUACGAUGGUGUCGUUGAAGCUGGUGGCUGUCAGGGCUCGUCGGAUACUCUCGAAUGUUUACGAUCUCUUGACUAUAAUACCUUCCUCAGUGCUGUAACCUCUCGCCCCGGUUUAUUCUCUUGGUCCGGAGUUGCGCUAUCCUAUCUUCCUCGGCCUGAUGGAAUGGUUCUCCCCGACAGUCCUGAUGUCCUGGUCCACGCCAAGAAAUACGCCCCUAUACCUUUCAUUAUUGGCGACCAAGAAGAUGAAGGAACUCUUUUCUCACUCUUCCAAUCAAACGUCACCAACAGCGAGGAGCUUGUCGGGUAUCUAAAGAAUGUCAUGUUUCCCCAGGCCAGUGAAGAGGAGUUAAUCUCGCUGGUCAAUACAUAUGGCUCAGGCACAUCAGCUAUCACCAAGGGAAGUCCCUUCGGCACUGGGCUUCGGAAUGAGAUAUUUCCGGGCUUCAAACAGCGAUCAGCAGUCAUUGGUGAUAUCCUGUUCACGCUGUCACGGCGUGCCUUUUUUGGAAAUGACGAGCAGUCUUCGCCCAGAAGUUAG